This is a messenger RNA of Haemonchus placei, 1098 nucleotides long. The record is from the annotation of a GenBank genome assembly. Lineage: Eukaryota; Metazoa; Nematoda; Chromadorea; Rhabditida; Trichostrongylidae.
AUGUCUGUUUACGACUCUUCCCUUCUCAGCCAGUUCUUGCCACAGUACUACAAACGAAUUUUUCCGUUCAAACCGUACGUGAAGUGGCUUUCCUACAAUCAAAAGCCUGGUGAUUACUUUGCGAGGCGAGAAUUUGCAUUCAUUCUUGAAGAAGACGUGCAUCUUCGAUAUCGAUGCUUUAGCGAUCAAGCUGAGUUUGAACAUGAGUUGUGCAAGAUUAGUCCACAUAAGUUGGAUAUUGGAGCUGUGUACUCUCAUAAGCCAAAAGAGAAUAAGAAGCAUACGGAUUUCAAAGCCCUAGAACGUGAACUUGUUUUUGAUAUCGAUUUAACGGACUACGACAACGUACGAAAGUGUUGCAAUGAAGCAAAGGUAUGCGCGAAGUGCUGGCGGUUCAUAUCGCUCGCAGUUCAGGUACUCGAUAAACUGCUGGAAGAUCAUUUCGGAUUCAAGGCCCGCAUGUGGGUGUUCUCAGGACGACGUGGUGUGCACUGUUGGGUAGCCGAUGAAAAGGCAAGGAAGCUAACGAAUGCUGGACGCUCUGCUGUCGCUGAGUACCUAUCGCUCAUUGUGGGAGAUAAACUUGACCUCUACGGUAACCGAACGAGUAUGGCUAAGAAGUCGUUACCUGUCCACCCAAUGGUAGAAACUGCUUAUAGAGUGGCGAUGGAUUGCGGUGAAAUGGAUGAAAUGGUUCUUGAGCAAGGCUGGUUGGAGCUAGACUCUGCACUCGCAGUUCUGAAGUACUGCGAAGAUCCCGAGUUACAGGCCACCCUCCGAUCACAGUUUGAAGAAGUGGAUAGCGCCGAAAUGCGGUGGCAGCUUCUGAAACGACGUUUUGAUGACAACUAUCGUAAAGAAAUGAAAAGAACCAAUCAGCUGAUUCCAGAAGCCGUCACCGGUCCUAGCAAGAACUUCUUACGGUGGUUUGUACUUUGGCACGCAUAUCCUCGGCUGGAUGUCAAUGUGUCUACAGGGUUGAAUCAUUUGCUGAAAUCGCCAUUCUGUAUUCACCCUAAGACGGGAAACGUUGCUGUACCCUUGGAUGUGAGCAAGAUUCACGAGUUCGACGUAACAACAUGCCCUCGUGUUGAGUGA